This is a messenger RNA of Spodoptera littoralis (African cotton leafworm), 7650 nucleotides long. Lineage: Eukaryota; Metazoa; Arthropoda; Insecta; Lepidoptera; Noctuidae. The record is from the annotation of a GenBank genome assembly.
AUGUUGGAGGGAUUAGUAGCAUGGGUUCUGAACAAUUAUCUGGGGAAGUACGUGGAGAACUUGAACACGGAUCAGCUGAGCGUAGCUCUCUUGUCGGGGAAGGUGGAACUAGAGAAUCUCCCCCUGAAGAAAGAUGCCCUACGCCACCUCGGCCUGCCAGUCGAGAUCAAAGCAGGAUUCAUUGGGAAAGUCCAACUCCAAGUACCAGUGCGGCAGAUCCGAUCAGCUCCAUGGCUGAUAGCCAUCGAGAAGCUAUACCUAGUAGCAGCACCAAUCAAUUUGGAUGAGUGGGACUGCUCGGUGGAAGCGUCGAUAGCGCACGAGCGCAAGACGGCGCUUCUGGACGCGCUGGAGGCACAAUGGCGCGCAGAACACGAGGCCGAGGACGCCGGCUACUACGCUACCUCCUACUCAUCCUGGCUCAGCUACGGCACUGGGCUACUAGCCAACAUCGUCGAGAAUCUCCAGUUGAAACUGAACGACGUACACAUCCGCUACGAAGACGCAGUAACGUGCGCACGUCCAUUCGCGUGCGGGCUGACGGUAGAAUCACUGUGCGCCGAGUCGUGCGACAGCGAGUGGCGCCGCGGGUUCACGCUACUCAGCGACCCCGACGGCUGCUCCUUCAAGCUGCUCGAGCUGCACCACCUCGCCGUGUACUGGGACCCCAUGCCCGUGCCCACUGGCAUGUUCGCCAACUGUACCAUCGCGGAACUAACGGGCCGCAUGGGGCAGACGUGGCGCGGCGCGCACCGCUACGUGCUGCGGCCGGCCUCGGCGCGCGCGCGCGUGCGUCGGGAGCGCACGGAGCAGCCGCUGCGCUCGCGCGCGCGCCCGCGCCUGGCCGCGCACCUCACGCUGGACACCGUGUCGCUGCACCUGACGUCCCGGCAGUACAACGAGGCGGUGUGCUGCGCGGCGGGGCUGGAGCGGCUGGCGCGCGUGCGCGAGUUCCGCGCGCGCCGGCCCGCCGCGCCCGUGCGGGGCCGCGCGCGCGACUGGUGGCUGUACGCGCUGUCCUGCCACAUACCCGACCAUCGCUGGACCGAGCCUAAGCCGACGUGGGCGUCGUGCGCGGAGCGGGCCCGCCAGGCGCGGCAGUACGUGGCGGCGUGCCUGGUGACGCUGAGCAACCCGGCCGCCACGCUGCCGGCGGACCGCAAGGCCGCCAAGGAUGACUUCGAGUGGCGCACGCCGCUGCCACUGCUCAAGGCUUUGAGAGAGGUGGCAAUGCGCAAAGUGCCAAAGUCGAGUCCAGCGUCGACGCCGGACAAGCCGGGCAGCUCGGGCCGCAGCAUGCUGGUGCACUGGUUCCCGCAGUGGUGGGGCUGGUACGGCGCGCCGCAGGACACGCCCCCCUCCGCCGCGCCCGCACCCGCCCCCGCCCCCGCCCCCGCCGACCUGGAGGAGGAGAUCCUCGACGUCAUAGCUGACUCCUUGGACAACAAUACGAUGCUGAAGAGGGAUACCGUGUUCGGGAAGUUCGAGUUUAUACUGAACAAGGGCUCGCUCAACCUCUGCAUGGAGACUGAGGCUGGCGAGAACAAAGCUGUCCCCGAGGCGGCAGAAGGCAGCGAGGCUGCGGAAGGCGUGGAGCUGCAGUUCUGGUGCGUGCGCGUGGGCAUCGAGUCCCGCCCCCGCGCCGCCUCGCACGCGCUGCACGUGUCGCUGGGCUCCGUCUGCCUGCGCGAGCGCAUCACGCCCAACACACUCUUCCCCAUACUCAUCGCGCCACAGGGAGUGAUCCGCGAGGGCCUGAGCUCGCUGAGCGCGUCGGGCGCGGCGAUGUCGUGGGGCCGCGCGCACUCGCAGGCCGGCGCCAGCGUCCCGCACCCCCAGCAGGAACCUCUCUUCCAACUCACUUACGAGAAGAAACCCUUCGGCAUGAACUGUGACUACAAGCUGUGGGUGAAGUCGGCGUCGCUGGAGGUGGUGUACAGCGCGGCGGCGGCGCGCUGGGCGCAGCAGUGGCUGAGCGCGCCGUGGGCACGCGCGUACGCGCACGUGCGCGACUCCACGCGCGCGCGCCUGCGCACGCACUGGGAACACAUGCUGCACGCACACCCUGGCGAGCGCCGCACCUGGCAAGUGGAGCUGGACAUCUCUGCUCCUCAGAUCCUGUUCGUGGAGGAACUCUGCUCUCGAGACUCUGCAGUACUAGUCGUCGACUUCGGCAGGCUGCGGCUGGCCAACGCUAACCAGACAGACUGCGCACCGCACACCCCGCCCGAUGACGAGGAGAUGUUCAUGACGCCCUGCUCGACGCCCCCGGGCAGCCUGCUGUCGCCCAGCUCCCCCCCCGACCCGCCGCCGCAGCACGGCGCGCAGCCCGCGCUGGACGCCACCAACCUGCACAACCGACUCUAUGACAGGUACAAGAUAGAGCUGAGCGACCUGCAGAUCCUGGUGGGGCGCGCGCGCGACAACUGGAAGUACGCGCACACCAAGAGCACGUCGUCGCUGCACCUGCUGGACCGGUUCAGCAUCCUGCUGCAGGCGGAGCGGCGCGUGGUGCAGACGUGCGACCCGCAGUACCCGUCCGCCACGGCCUGCGGCUCGCUGCCGGCGCUGGUCGUGCACCUCAGCGAGCACAAGCUGUUCGCCGUGCGCGCCGUGCUCGCGCGCUGCGCGCUGCUGCCCGCCAGCGGCCGCGAGGACAGUCCGGCGCAGGAGCCGGCGGACGACGUGGACGAGAACAGCGUGAGCUCGGAGACGGAGCGGUCGGAGCUGUCGCAGCAGCAGAACUCGACGCUGUUCAUGCUGCAGUUCGCGAUCGAGCAGAUGUCGCUGGAGGUGCAGUCCCUGGGCCGCAGCAUCGCGGAGGUGCAGGUGUGCGGCGUGAAGGCGGCGGCCACGGGGCGGCCGCGCGACCUGGCGCUGGCGCUGUCCGUGCACUCGCUGCUGCUGGUGGACGCGCUGCAGACCUACGGGCCCGACUUCGAGCUGCUCGUGGCCAGCCACAAGCACGUCGGUAUGGACACGAUGUCGGGCAGUAUCCGCGGGUCGGAGCCGACAUCCCCCACGUCCCCCACGUCCCCCACGUCCCCGCAGGGCGCGGCGUCCCCGGACGCGCGAGCCCGGGGCCCGCACGGGCUGGCGCACCCACUCGUGCUGCACCAGGCACUCAACUCGCUAAACUAUAACAGACAAGAGUCACAAUGUCCCACCGAGUCCUCAGACCCUGGACGAGUCAGCCCGGCGCCGAGCUGGAUGUCUGGCACCGGCUUCAACUGGAACGGCAGCAGCAUGUUCGGGGCCGGCUGGGGUUCAGCCUGGGGAACCUGGAGCGAGCCCAACUGGGGGCCCACCGCCACCAACUGGGGUGCGGCCGGACUCGUCGACUCUGAAGCACUUAUCGCCGUCGAUUUGUGCAUCGUCAAGGGUGACGCCGAUUCAGAGGAUUUAAGGAUCGCAAAUAUUUUGUUUAACAAUCUCGAUAUAAUUGCUAAUCAAGAAACCAUAGUCGAGUUGAUUGGCUUCACUCAGCGCGUGAUGGGUCCGAAGACAGCGCCUAAAAAGCCUUCCAACGAGAACAACCAGUCGGAGCCUGCCUCCGCUGCCAGCUCCACGUAUCCUGUGCCGGAGGACGAGCCCAAGCGCGCGGUGCGCACGGAGAUCACGUUCGACUUCCACCGCCUGGGCGUGCUGCUGCUGCGCGCCGCGCUGCACGACGGGGCGCUCGUCGCGCGCAAGAUCGCCACCGCCACCGUCAGCGAGGCGCGCAUCCAGGCCACCGUGGCCGGCAGGCGCGUGGAGGUGGGCGGCUCGCUGGGCGGCGUGGGCGUGGUGGCGCUGUGCGAGGGCGGCGGGCUGCACACGCGCGUGCUGGCGGCGGGGCAGGCGGGGCCGGCGGGGCGGCCGGACGGCGCGGACGAGCCCAAGGCGCUGCAGUUCAGCGUGGCGCGCGGCGUGCGCGAGGGCGCGCUGGCGGCGGACGUGGCGCUGCACGUGGCCAGCGUGCGCUACACGCACUGCGGCCCGCUGCUGCGCGAGCUGCGCUCGUGCCUCACGGAGUUCAAGCAGUACCUCGCCAACCUGGCGCGCUCCAUCCGCGCCGCCGCCGCCGACAUGGCCAUCGGCCUCGUGCACCCCAGGGGUGAGUCUUUGUACGCGAACCCGAAGCUGUCGCAGUCGAUGGAGGGCGUGUCCCCGCGGCGGCGCACCGUCAGCCUCGGCCCCUCGCUGGACGAGCCCGCCGCGCUCAACUCCGACAUCGUGCUCAGCGUGAGCAUCGAGCUGGAGUCGCCGGUGGUGGUGGUGCCCCGGCACGCGCACAGCACGCAGGUGUUCGUGGCGCACCUGGGCCGCAUGAGCCUGCGCAACCGGCCGGGCGCGCCGCGCCGCACGCUGUACAAGGUGCGCGUGCGCGACAUCUCGCUGGCGUCCGUGGACGUGGGCCAGCUGCCCGCGGCCGGCCUGCCCGCGGCGUACGACGCGGCGUACGACGCGGCCGCCGGCAAGCCCGUACUGCACAACACGGCGCUGCGCCUCACCAUCAACUACUGCGACGCUGACGCCGGCUGCGACGCUGACUACCAGUGCGAAGUCCGCGGCAAGAUAGUGGGCGGGCUGCACGUGUCGGCGCGGCGCGAGCAGUACGAGCAGCUGCUGGAGACGCUGCGCUGGGUCAGCUCCGAGGGGCCCGACGCGGGGGACGGCGGGGCCCGCGCAGGGCCGCCCAGCGCGCCCGGGCCGCUGCUGGAGGGCGCCGUGCGCACGCUGCAGCUGGACCCCGCCGUGCGCGCCGCCGUGCUGGCCGUGCCGCCGCCGCCCGCGCGCGCGCCGCCCGCCGCGCUCGCGCCCCUCACAGUGAACUUCGAGCUGCCUACGUUCAACGUCGAGCUCCGCGCCGACAUGGGCGAGGGCGAGAGAAGCCUCGUGGAGCUGUCCUUCAGAGAGUUUAAACUAAAAUAUCAGAAAACACACCCAUACGAGAACAUGCUACAGGUGUCGUUGCACUCGAUAACAAUGGAAGAUCUGACCAAAGAGCCGGACUCGAAGCACCGCAUGUUGAUGGUGUCGCACACGCCACAAAUGCCCCCGAAGGCCGUAUUCGUGUCCAAGUCGUGCCCGGACUUCGUGACGGAGUACGCGGACGACAUGUCCAGCGUCAGCUCCCUGCAGUACAUGAAGUGGUGCUCCUGCUCUCUACCCAGCCAGCUCAACGUGCUCACUAGAGAGAGCAAGGAGCGCCGCAACAAGCGUGAGAGUAAGUGCGCGCCCACGCCGCCGUGCUCGCCCGAGUGCGGCGCGCCCCCAGCCGCGCCCGCGGUCUCGCGCCCCACUGCCGACCCCGCGGACCAUUCCGACCCCGCAGACCCCAUCGAUGCAGCCGACCCCGCGGAGUCCACGGACCCCUCAGACAACCUCGUGUGGCUGUCAGUACACACGCGCGACCCGCACCAUCCACAGUUUGCCGAUAAAUACGACAAGAUAUCAAAACUAAUUAAAGUGGACUUUAACUGCCUCAACCUGGUGGUAAGUAUCGACAGCUGGGUGGCGGUGCUGGACUUCUUCGGCAUCGCCGGCGACGACGCGACGGACGGCGAGCACGGGCCCGAGCCACAGAGCACCGAGGCGGAGGCGGGCGGCGCGGGCGGCGCGUGCUCGCAGACGGAGCUGUGGGUGCGGUCGCUGAGCGUGGUGCUGGUGGCGGGGCGCGGCGAGGUGUGCCGCGCGCUGGUGUCGCGCGCGCGCGCCGUGUGCCGCGCCGACGCGCGCGCGCACACGCGCCGCCUGGCGGGCCGCCUGGGCGCGCUGGCGCUCACCGACCUCACGCCGCACUCCGCGCUCUGGCGGGACCGCUUCCGCACCAACUCUGACCACGCCCUCACCUUCCAAUACCGACGACUGAGCUCUGCCGAGGCAGCCGCCGCGGGCUACGAGACCAGUCUCAGCAUAGAGAUGGGUCCCGUGACGUACGUGCACACUAAACGCUUCGUGCAAGAGCUGCAGGCCUUCGCACGGGACUUCAGUCUGCUACGGAAAGUCAUUAUGCAAGCUAGACUCAAAGUUUCAGUAGUAUCUGGCGGAUCUAGCACAGACGGUGCCCGUCCAGCUCGCAUGAAGCUGAACGUGCGGUGCACGGCGCCCGUCAUAGUGCUGCCGGUGUCGGGGCGCGCGCGCAACGCUCUGGCGGCGCACCUGGAGCAGCUCACGCUGGACAACUGCUUCAAGUACGCGGGCGACGACGGCACGCUGAGCGCGCCGGGCGAGGGCCGGCGCGCCCUGCUGGACGUGCGCAGCGUGCGCCUGGCGGGCGUGGCGCUGUGGUGCGCGCGCGGCGGGCGCGGGCUGCGCGUGCGCCGGCGCGGCGCGCCGCUGCUGCACGCGCCCGCCGACCUGCGCCUGCACCUGGAGUACAACAUGGACGCCGCGCACUCCGUGGCGGACAUGUCGGUGCAGGGCUCGUUGAGCACGCUGCAGCUGGCGCUGGACCCGGCGCAGUACCGCCUGGUGCGCGGCGUGCUGGCCCACAACCUGGCGGAGUGCGUGGACGACCUGCUGCCGCGGGACCUGCCGCACCACCAGCCCCAGCCGCAGCACGACGUGUGGACCACCAGCUCUUUGAAAUUGGACUUACACGACGUGACGGUGAAGCUGGAACCGGAGCACGGGGUGUCUUCCCUGGCUUGUAUCAACUUCAUCAAGUCCAGACUUGUCGUGGAAACAUACUCAGACCUCAGCCAAGACAUAGACCUCGUUUCACAGGAGAUCCUAGUGAGCGACACUCGGUUCGCGAAGGAGCCAGCCAACCGGCGCGGCAACGUGUUCAGCCACAUCGUGCAGCCCAUGGCGGAGCAGAGGCACAGCGUGCAGGCCGAGGUGCACGCCAGGAAGCGGCGUGACUCCUCCGCCUACACGAUCCUGGUGAACAACAUGCGCCUGAUGGCAGUGCUGGACUGGUGGGAGUGCGCCAACCAAUUCAUCAUGCAGCCUCCGCCACCUGCCGCCGACCCCGACCAGGCUCACCUUGAGGAAGCGCUCUGUGCAAUUCGCAAUGCUGCCAGUCCACAUCCUGCGCAGGCGCCGGAAGAACCACUCAUGGAGCUGAAGCUUAAUGUGACGGACUCUCAACUGGUGCUGGUGGAAGACCCGUCCGUGUGGGACACUAACGCGGUCAUACUUAGGAGUACGACAGUGAUCACGUACCGGUGCGCGGACGCGCAGAAGCCGGUGUCGUGCGAGCUGAACGAGCUGGAGGUGUUCUCGUGCGUGCUGGGGCUGGAGGAGGAGACCGCGCUGUCCAUCGUCGACCCCGCCGCCGUGCACGUCGCCAUCGACGCUCAGCGCGUGCUACACGUGGCAAUGAGCACACUGAACCUGCGGCUGUCGUACCACGACAUGCGGAUGUUCGCGGCCAUGCUGCAGUCUCUGCCGGUGCAGGCCAGGGCUGCGCUGUCUGGCAAACUGUUGGUAUCCGAGGAAGACGCCGACGAGCCAGCCAACAUCGUGCACAUGCGUGCCGGCGAGCGCUCCCCCGGCGCGGGCGGCGCGGGCGGCGCGGGCGGCGCGGGCGGCUGGAUGUACCGGCCGCGCUGGCUGCGCGCCCCGCCCCCGCCCGCGCCCCGCCGCAGCCCAAGCCCGCCACCUCUAUAUGGCCGCUCAAAGCUGUGCAGGUGUCGGCAGACUGCAUCACGCUGUGCGUGA